AUGGAUAAAUAUCUUGAGCUCAAAGCAAGGCAGGCUAAGAUAAGAGCCAAGAUUGAAUGUGAAGGACAGAUUGACGAAGCCAUCUCUGAAAAAUUGGAAUUCUUGCUCACAAAAGUUAAGCAGAUGGAAGAUUAUGCACAAGAUCUAAGCAAAGAAAAGAAGCAAGAACUGGUGGAUGCAAAGGUGGACACUGCCAUUGCCAUAGCAAAAUGGACAAAGCAGUACACUGAUGAAACUUAUGAAAGGCUUAAGAAAAGGAGGAUAACUGUCUCAGACACUCCGAAGAGGCCUGACUACAAAAUGCUAGAACAACAGAUUGAUGAUCUUAAAACACUGCUCACAUCAACAGAUAAUCCUAUCCUUGUGGCAAACCAAGAAAAAGAAAAACUGCUGACCAGUGAAGAAGCAAAAGAAAAAGAAGCUGAGUACUUCACAGAAGCCAUCAAGAAAAUGGAUCUAAAAGAAGAUAGAUCAGCUAAGCUUCAAGACCUUGCCAAAAAGGUAUUAACCAAACCUGCAUCACCAAAUGACUCAGCAGAAAUAUCAGACAUUGAGCCAGAUCAACAAAAGAGACAAGAGCAGAUUGAAAAGGAGACUGCAGAAGACAUAGCUGCAGCAAAUGAUGUCAUUGAAAUGGCCUUCAAGCAAAUGUCUGAUAGCUUACAACUGUUCACAAGACCAACAUCUCCAAACUCAUCUUUGAAUAAAUCUCCCCCAAGAAACCCAUUGGGAAUGUACAAGAUGGAUGAAAUAAAACCUUUCAAAGAUACAAGAACAGAAGAACAAAAAUUAUCAUACAGAAAACAGAGAGCUCACUGGAGGAUGAUGCGUAUUUCUCGUAUUUACUAUGAAGCUAAGAUGGCGAAAAGAUGGGAUGUCAAUAGAGAAUGUUAUCUUGAUCCUGAAGGAAACAUUGCUAUUGAUGAUAAAACUCUUAGUGAGGAAGCUCUAGUUGAAUGUAUUGCUGAAGAAGAAGAAGCUUUACAGAGAAAAUGGUGGGGAGGUGACAAAGAGAAUGUAAAAGAAAAAGAUGAAACUUUAAAUGACAAUGAAGCAGAUCCUAGUAGUGCUGGUGAUCAUGAUGAAGAAGUUGCUACUGGUAAUCAGUUGGCAGUGAAUGGUGAUCAAGAAGCUGAGAACAUGCCAAUAUUUGAUCAUGGUGAUUCAGAUUCUGAGCAGGAGCAGAUUUCAAGUAAAACAAAAUGUGAAGUUGUGAUGACUGAAGAAGUUGUGAAAGAAGCUAUUUCUGAAAAACAGCAGGUGUUUGAGGAAAUAAUUUCAAAGAAAGAAGAAUCUGUAAAGCCUGUAUCUGUGAAAUCUGAAACAGUGAUUAAGAAAGAGUUUGAAGAAGACACAUCAGUCUAUGAGAUUGUUCAGAAGGAAAAGAAACUGGCAGAAGAUAUUCGAAUUUUGAAAGAUGAAAAGAAAGCUGCUGAUGAACAGAUUCUGGAUAUGUUAUCCAUUGCUAAACACUUUUUGCACCAACACCAUCUUGGGAGAAAACUCCCCAAAGAGGCUUCAUAUGGCUAUUUUGGAAAAAUGGGUUAG
This is a messenger RNA of Helianthus annuus (common sunflower), 1548 nucleotides long. RefSeq lists its product as uncharacterized. The transcript is spliced from 4 exons. The coding region runs from base 1 to 1548 and encodes 515 amino acids. Lineage: Eukaryota; Viridiplantae; Streptophyta; Magnoliopsida; Asterales; Asteraceae. The record is from RefSeq and is a predicted model, not a curated record.